AAAUUAGCUGCUUCGGGGUCCAGUUUGGUGUCAGCCAUGAAAACUUCUGCACAACCACGAGCGUCACUUUCGGGGGAAAAACUGAGCCGUGCUACCCUUAAAAAAACAAACAAACAAAAAAAACAGCUUCGGCUUUAGCUUCGGCAGGACGGACGGUUCGGAGGAAACGCCGACCCUCGACGACCAUUAGCGGGGAAAAGCCGUUAAAAGUGGAGCGACGCGACGCUCGAGCUGGAAGGUUCUACAAAAAUAACGUUCGGGCUCCGCGAAGCGUUCAGACCGAAGCCGAGCGGGACCUUCGCUAAAACCCACUAUUGCUGGCUUUAAAAAAGUCACAUAUUUACCGUGAAUUUGUCGGGAAUUCAACAACUUUUAACCGAGCAUCCGCGGCUGUCUGUUGUGUGCGUCAAAUUUAAAUGUAGCCUUGUCGAAACAAUGGUGGAGAGAGAUGAGUCAGGCUGAGCAGGUGCCUGAGGACGUGCCUGCAUACCUCAACGAUGAGCCAGUCGCUACAGAUAACAACAAGGACCACCCAGAGGCACAGCCGGGCAUGUUCGGCAGGCUGGCGGGGGGCUUGUACGGCGCCACCAAGGGAGUGGUGGGAGCGACGGUGGGCGGUGUGACCUGGAUAGGAGGGAAGAGCCUGGACCUCACCAAGACUGCGGUCAUCUCUGUGGCCUCUGUGCCUGGAGCGGGAGUCCAGCUGGUUAAAGGGGGAGUGUGCGCCGUGGCUGGAGGAGUGACUGCCGUGGGCUCUGCAGUGGUCAGCAAAGUUCCCAUAGGGGGAAGCAAAAAGAAGGACAAGUCUGACUGAUGGGGGACGGAGAGGAGGGAACACACACAGCUGAGUUGUAUGACUCGCACUGCGUUUGCUUGUUUUAGCAUACGUAAGCAGGAAAAGAGCAAGCGAGGACUCAAAGUUCAUCAGUGUGCACGUUUUGGUGUUGGUUCUGUGCUCUUUGUUUUUUUUUUUUUCUUCUUUUGUUUCAUUUUUUUAAAUGUGUUUUGUUGUUAAACCCACGUUCAUACAAUUACGUGGCAAAGAUUUAUACAACAGCAGCGUAACAAAGACUCUCCUUCUCUGUUGUUCAAGGAAAACACACCAGACUUUUUUCCACCUGUGCCUGAAAUUUCUCAAUUCAUCUAACUUUGUCAAUAAGCCACAAUGUUGUUUUCACUCUAAGUUGUCGUCGUUCGCAUUAGUUAACUUUAACAUUAGGAGCAAACAGCACAGUAGCAGAAGUUAAACGUCACCUGCAAGACAAUCAGUGAUGAUCUAUAACUGACAAUGAGGUGUUUCUUGGAGAUUUUAAAUAUUUCACUGUUAAAUUGAUCUGGGAAUGCUCACAGUGGGAUUUUAAGAUAUUAAAAGUCCAGUUUAAUAUCGUAACUAUUUUCCAGCAGUUGAUAUUUCACUGUUGAGUUCCUGUGACAGUUUCCGUUUUCUUCUGUAUUCAUAUCACCCUCUGGUGGUUACAAUCUGAGCUCAGUGGAAGGCAGCUCCUGCUUUUGAUACAGAAUACGAUUUAUUACAAUAAAUAUUGUGCCACAGUAUGAGAGUAUAUUAUUUGCAAUAACCUUCUGCCCAGUUUAAUAGUUUCUCCUUUACUUUGUGUAAGUGUUAUGACAUGUCUGUUGGAAAAUACAGAACCUAGGACACACUCAGAAGCUUCAAACAUACGCUAAUUUCACCGACCACACAAGAGUUUUCAAUCGUAGUGUUUCACUAAGCUCAUCUGUUACGAGUCACGAUGUUUACUGUUCACACUAGGAACCUGAUGGCUGGAUUUCUUGACAUUACCUUCUGAGUUUCAAGUGUCAAGUACAUUUUAAAGAUAAAAACCUGUAAAACAAAAAAAAAAAAACACAACUUUUGUUACUCUGCUUUGUAUCGUGCAGCAGUAAGGUUGCAAAGCUUUUAUUUUUACCAGUGUCUCAUGUCAGGAUGUUUUGAACAUUAUUGACACAGGGGCAAUAUUAUAUUCAGAACUUGUUUAAAUAAAAUAACUGGAGGUUUU
This is a messenger RNA of Stegastes partitus (bicolor damselfish), 2018 nucleotides long. RefSeq names its product transmembrane protein 263 (gene tmem263). The coding region runs from base 449 to 814 and encodes 121 amino acids. Lineage: Eukaryota; Metazoa; Chordata; Actinopteri; Pomacentridae. The transcript is spliced from 3 exons. The record is from RefSeq and is a predicted model, not a curated record.